AUACCACCACUACCAGUCGACCACUACCUCCUACCACCACUACUACCUCCUACCACCACCACUACGAGUACGACUGAGCUAGCUGGCAUCGACCUGUUGACCACAUCUCCACCACCACCACCAACCACACCAACCGACCAAUCAGCCAAUCACCAACCCGCUGUCUAAACCAACUCUCACCAACCAACUCACCAACCAAUCAACCGCUUGCCGCUGCGAGCCCAUACACCAACCACCCACCUCACACAUCCACAAUGCCUGCGUCAACAUUCCCUCCGUGCCCAGGCCCACCACCCAGCCGUCCACUGCCUCCGAUUCCCACCAAAUAAGAGCAUGGCGACACGACGCGACCACUUCAUACAGGCCACUGUGGAGCCCUUGUCUCAUACCACAGACAUGGACUGUCAUCACAAGAUCCCAGCGAGCACGCUUGCACCACCUACUUGUACUUGACAAGACGAUGCGAACUGGGUGCAGACGAGUGUCACCAGGCGCAAGCCUCGGACCACACACAGGCCAACACAUACACUUCUACCAACAUUGCAAAUCGACUACACCAGCUGGCCUCGUCUCGGUUUGCUCUACAAUGUCUUGAACAACACUUCUUCUCACUACGAUCUGGAUUACAACCUUCCUUCUCUCUCUCUCCAGACGGUGAUGCCUGCCGUCUGCGUUCCGAGUCACACCAGGUUUCUGGCUCGGCCGUUCUAUGUAUUACCACCAAUUUCCCUUCUUUUUUUUCUUCUUCUUUACUUUCUUCGUUACUUGGGGACAUUUCUUGGGUCCGCUGAGCGGCUUGUGUUAUUAUCAACUUGGGAGGACGGGGGCCAUUAUUGUCGGUCCCACCACCACACGGAAUGGAAGCGGGUUCCCCUCGGCGAAGGAUGCGACGCAUGAGCAGGAGAUUCCCGCGGGGCUUUUUGCAUGGGAAUUAAAGGCGCUGGAAUUAAUAUAUGGAAUGGAGAACGAUACCCCCCGGGCUGCUGCAGAUAUUGCGCGCCUGCCUGCUUUGCUACUACCUAGCUACUGCUAUAUGAAGACAAUAAUAAUUUGACCCC
Messenger RNA from Sphaerulina musiva SO2202, 1058 nucleotides. RefSeq lists its product as uncharacterized. The transcript has a single exon. The coding region runs from base 710 to 1054 and encodes 114 amino acids. The record is from RefSeq and is a predicted model, not a curated record. Lineage: Eukaryota; Fungi; Ascomycota; Dothideomycetes; Mycosphaerellales; Mycosphaerellaceae.